GAAAAUUAAAAUAUACUCCACUCAAGAGAACUCUGUACUUUGCACUUUGGUUAAAGUCUCAUUUAGAUUUAAAUUUCUGAAAUUUGCUUAAGAAAUUAAGUUUUCUUUGAUCUCCUCCCUUCUGAAUUGCAGAAAUCAGAUAAAACUACCUGAUAAAAUGACUUCUUGUCAAGUUGCUGAAGAUCCCAUAAAAAAGGUUGCUAUAUUUGGAGGAACUCAUGGGAAUGAGCUCACAGGAGUAUUUCUAGUUAAGCACUGGCUGGAGAACAACACUGAGAUUCAGAGAACAGGGCUGGAGGUAAAACCAUUUAUAACCAACCCAAGAGCAGUGGAGAAGUGCACCAGAUAUAUUGACUGUGACCUGAAUCGAGUUUUUGACCCUGAAAAUCUUGGCAAAAGAAUGUCAGAGGAUUUGCCAUAUGAAGUAAGAAGGGCUCAAGAAAUAAGUCGUUUGUUUGGUCCAAAAGAUAGUGAAGAUUCCUAUGACAUCAUUUUUGACCUUCACAACACUACUUCUAACGUGGGGUGCACUCUUAUUCUUGAAGAUUCCAGGAAUGACUUUUUAAUUCAGAUGUUUCACUAUAUUAAGACGUCUCUGGCUCCAUUACCCUGCUAUGUUUAUCUUAUUGAGCAUCCUUCCCUCAAAUAUGCAACCACACGUUCUAUAGCCAAGUAUCCUGUUGGUAUAGAAGUUGGUCCCCAGCCUCAAGGAGUUCUGAGAGCUGAUAUUCUGGAUCAAAUGAGAAAAAUGAUUAAACAUGCUCUUGAUUUUAUACAUAAUUUCAAUGAAGGAAAAGAAUUUCCUCCCUGUGCUAUUGAGGUCUAUAAAAUAAUGGAGAAAGUUGAUUAUCCCCGGAAUGAAAGUGGAGAAAUUGCUGCUAUUAUCCACCCUAAACUUCAGGAUCAAGACUGGAAACCAUUGCACCCUGGGGAUCCUGUGUUUUUAACUCUUGAUGGAAAGACUAUUCCACUGGGUGGAGACUGUACUGUGUACCCGGUGUUUGUAAACGAGGCGGCAUAUUAUGAAAAGAAAGAAGCUUUCGCAAAGACAACUAAACUAACACUCAAUGCAAAAGGUAUUCACUCCUCUUUGCAUUAGAAAUCAUUUCUAACUCACUUGUUAUAAAGUACCUUGACAAAUUCCACUCGUUUGUAAAGUACGAUUUUGAAGAGCAAGAUGGUGCCUUAUUCAACUUCAUUUCCAAAGCACAUAGCCCAGUGCCUUGCCCACAGUGGACAUUCAGGUAAAUUUCUUGAAUGACUCAAUACAUUAAUGAAUAUCUUUUAAAGAUGUUGUACUUUAUAUAUGCAGCUUAUUCAAUGAAGUGCAUUUCUUAUUUCUGUAUAACUUUUUAUGCAAUAUACUUAGUUUAACAUUCUUUGUAAACAGCCUUUAAAUUCAAAUUUUAACAUUGAAAUAGAGACUACACACAGAAAGUUA
Molecule: messenger RNA, 1441 nt
Organism: Phacochoerus africanus (Common warthog)
Lineage: Eukaryota; Metazoa; Chordata; Mammalia; Artiodactyla; Suidae
Gene: ASPA
Product: aspartoacylase
Exons: 6
Coding region: 158-1099 (313 amino acids)
Molecular function (GO): hydrolase activity, acting on carbon-nitrogen (but not peptide) bonds, in linear amides; hydrolase activity, acting on ester bonds
Source: RefSeq, a predicted model, not a curated record